CACACAGGGACAUCACCCUACAGCAGUUCGGGCUGUGUGGCUCGCAGGAAGCAUACAUUGGCUUUUGGUUCUUGCUAGUUCCCAGCUCACAGUUUGGGAGGAUCCUACAGCAAGCCUCCACGAGAAGGGGGUCCAGCAACAGCGAGGAGCUGGGUGGUCCCAGCCUGGAGCCCUGGCAGCCUGACAUGGGGAUCUUUCCGAAGCUCAGGGCCCUGCAGAUGUCGCCAGGAAAGUGGUGAUCCAGGCAGGACCAGACUGCCCAACAGGACAGAGAAAUGGAGGCAAACGACCAUUUUAACUUUACUGGCCUUCCCCCUGCACCUGCUGCCUCAGGACUGAAACCCUCUCCUUCCUCAGGGGAGGGCCUCUACACUAACGGGUCUCCCAUGAACUUCCCCCAGCAAGGGAAAAGUUUGAAUGGGGAUGUGAAUGUUAAUGGCUUAUCUACUGUAUCUCACACUACUACUUCAGGGAUUUUGAACUCUGCUCCCCACUCCAGCACCUCACACCUCCAUCACCCCAACGUGGCCUACGACUGUCUCUGGAACUACUCACAGUACCCAUCUGCUAAUCCUGGCAGCAACCUCAAGGACCCACCCCUUCUCUCCCAGUUCUCGGGGGGACAGUACCCACUCAACGGCAUUCUUGGGGGCAGCCGGCAACCUUCAUCCCCAAGUCACAACACUAAUCUUCGGGCUGGGAGCCAAGAGUUCUGGGCCAACGGUACCCAGAGUCCAAUGGGGCUUAACUUUGACUCGCAGGAACUGUAUGAUUCCUUUCCUGACCAGAAUUUUGAGGUGAUGCCCAAUGGACCCCCUAGUUUUUUCACCUCCCCACAGACUUCUCCCAUGUUGGGAUCUAGCAUCCAGACCUUUGCACCCUCCCAGGAGGUAGGCGGUGGCAUUCAUCCUGAUGAGGCAGCAGAAAAGGAGUUGACUUCAGUGGUGGCGGAGAAUGGCACUGGCUUGGUAGGCAGCCUGGAGCUGGAAGAAGACCAGCCAGAACUGAAGAUGUGUGGCUAUAAUGGUUCUGUCCCCUCUGUGGAGUCAUUACACCAAGAGGUCUCAGUCUUGGUCCCUGACCCCUCAGUGAGCUGUUUGGAUGAUCCUUCACAUCUUCCUGAUCAACUGGAAGACACUCCGAUCCUCAGUGAAGACUCCCUGGAGCCCUUUGACUCUCUGGCACCAGAGCCAGUGAGUGGAGGACUUUAUGGUAUUGAUGACACUGAGCUGAUGGGUGCAGAAGACAAGCUGCCUCUUGAGGACAGUCCUGUGAUCUCUGCCCUCGAUUGCCCUUCCCUCAACACUGCUACUGCCUUCAGUCUCCUGGCAGAUGACAGCCAAGCUUCGGCCUCUAUCUUUGCCAGCCCCGCCUCUCCACCCGUCCUAGGGGAGUCUGUCCUCCAAGAUAACAGCUUUGACCUGAAUAAUGGUAGUGAUGCUGAGCAGGAAGAGAUGGAAUCUCAGGCUUCUGACUUCCCACCCGCCCUGAUGGAGCCAGCCCCUGACCAGGCGUCUGCUAUUCAGCUUCGGCCCGUAGCCUCCCCAGCAGUCUCACCCACAGCCUCCCUCGCAGUGUCUCCAGCAGCCUCCCCAGAAAUCUCUCCAGAAGUGUCUCCAGCCGCCUCCCCAGCUUCCUCUGCAACCCUCCCAGCAGUCUCCGUGACAACUCCAGUGGCCUCCCCAAAAGUCUCUCCUGUAGCUUCCCCAGCAGCUGCCUUUCCAUCCGCUUCCUCAGCAGUCCAGGAGGUCAGCAGCUUCCCUGAAACCACUGCUGGCUUGGAUGAGGUCGCCGGAGAGGGGGUCGCUGCUCCCAGUAGUGGUGAUGUCCUGAGAAGACGUAUUGCUACCCCAGAGGAAGUUCGUCUCCCACUGCAACAUGGGUGGCGGAGAGAGGUGCGCAUCAAGAAGGGCAGCCACCGAUGGCAGGGGGAGACAUGGUAUUAUGGCCCCUGUGGGAAGCGGAUGAAACAGUUUCCAGAAGUGAUCAAGUAUCUGAGCCGCAACGUGGUACACAGUGUCCGCCGUGAGCACUUUAGCUUCAGUCCCCGUAUGCCUGUUGGAGAUUUCUUUGAAGAGAGAGACACACCAGAGGGCUUGCAGUGGGUACAGCUCUCAGCCGAAGAGAUUCCUUCCAGGAUCCAGGCAAUUACUGGCAAACGAGGCCGACCUCGAAACACUGAGAAGUCUAAGACUAAGGAAGUUCCCAAGGUGAAACGGGGCCGAGGUCGGCCCCCCAAAGUCAAAAUCCCUGAGCUAUUGAAUAAAACAGAUAACCGCCUCGUAAAGAAACUGGAUGCCCAAGAAACACUGAGCGAGGAGGAUAAAGCGAAAAUCAGUAAAAGCAAGAAGAAGAUGAGGCAAAAGAUACAACGGGGAGAGUGCCAGACCACCCAAGGGCAGGCCAGAAACAAGCGGAAACAAGAGACCAAGAGCUUAAAGCAGAAGGAAGCUAAAAAGAAACCCAAGGUUGAGAAAGAGAAAGUAAAGACAAAGCAGGAAAAACUAAAGGAAAAAGUCAAGAGGGAAAAGAAAGAGAAGGUGAAGCUGAAGGAAAAGGAGGAGGUGGCCAGAGCCAAGCCAGCGUGUAGGGCAGACAAGAGCGUGGCCACGCAGAGGCGCCUGGAGGAGCGGCAGAGGCAGCAGAUGAUCCUGGAGGAGAUGAAGAAGCCCACAGAGGACAUGUGUCUGGCUGACCACCAGCCUCUGCCUGACUUCUCCCGCAUCCCUGGUCUGACCCUGCCCAGUAGGGCAUUCUCAGACUGCCUGACCAUCGUGGAGUUCCUGCAUAGCUUCGGCAAGGUGCUGGGCUUUGACCCUACCAAAGACGUGCCUAGCCUGGGGGUGCUGCAGGAGGGACUUCUCUGUCAAGGUGACAGCCUGGGUGAGGUGCAGGACCUGCUGGUGCGGCUCCUGAAGGCUGCCCUCUGUGACCCCGGCCUGCCCGCCUACUGUCAGUCCCUAAAGAUCUUGGGGGAGAAGGUGUCUGAGAUCCCCCUGACCAGAGACAACGUGUCUGAGAUCCUGCGCUGCUUCCUCAUGGCGUACGGCGCAGAGCCUGCCCUCUGCGACAGCCUGCGCACACAGCCUUUCCAGGCCCAGCCCCCACAGCAGAAAGCAGCUGUCCUGGCUUUCCUUGUGCAUGAGCUCAACGGCUCCACCCUCAUCAUCAAUGAGAUCGACAAGACUCUGGAGAGUAUGUCCAGCUACAGGAAAAACAAGUGGAUCGUUGAAGGUCGGCUCCGGAGACUGAAAACUGCUCUGGCUAAGCGAACUGGGCGCUCCGAGGUGGAGAUGGAGGGUCUAGAGGAGAGCCUGCGAAGGAGGCGCAGUUCUCGGAUCAUGGAGGAGACCAGUGGCGUGGAAGAGGAGGAAGAGGAGGAAGCUGCCGCCGUCCAUGGCCGCAGGGGUCGGAGGGAUGGAGAGGUUGAUGCCACAACAUCUAGCAUCCCAGAGCUAGAGCGCCAGAUAGAGAAACUCAGCAAGCGUCAGCUCUUCUUUCGCAAAAAGCUGCUACAUUCAUCUCAGAUGCUUCGGGCAGUCUCCUUGGGUCAAGACCGAUACAGACGGCGCUACUGGGUGUUACCAUAUUUGGCUGGUAUCUUUGUGGAAGGAACAGAGGGGAGCUUAGUUCCUGAGGAUGCUAUAAAGCAGGAAACGGAGUCCUUGAAGGUGGCAACCCAUCCUCCACCCAACCCUGUGCUCUUCUCUGUGAAGAGGGAGCCUGGUGGCUCCAGCACGGCUGCCAGUUCUCCUGCCCGGGCCCGAGGCCGACCUCGAAAAACUAAGCCUGGGUCUCUGCAACACAGACCCCCGAAGUCCCCUGCCAGAGGACAGGAUUCAGAAGAGCCCCAGGCCCAGCUUCAGCUGGAGGCUCAGCCCUGUGCCCAGCUUCAGGCUCCUGCCCAGCCCCAGCCCCAGCCCCAGCCCCAGCUGUGUCCUCAGCCCCAUAAUGGAUUCCUGGAGCCAGAAGGCUCCCCCGUGUCCCUGGGUCAGAGCCAGCAUGAUCUCAGCCAGUCGGCCUUCCUGUCUUGGCUGAGUCAGACUCAGAGCCAUGGCUCCCUGUUGAGUAGCUCAGUCCUCACACCUGAUAGCAGCCCAGGAAAACUAGACCCAGCCCCGUCACAGCCCCUGGAGGAGCCGGAGCCUGAGGAGGCUGGAUCCAGUCCUGAUGUUCCAGCACCCUGGUGUAACUUCCCAGCCCCGACGCCAUGCCAUGCCGCCCCGACCCCGCCCCCUGCAGGUUCCGAGGACCAGCCCGCACCCUCCCCUCAGCUGCCUGCCUCCUCCAAGCCAGGCAGCAGAGCCAGUGCUGCCAGCUCCUGUUCUCCGGUGCAGUUCUCUUCUACCCCUUGCCCUGGGGUGGCCGCCAAGAGGCGAGCAGGAGACGCUGGAGAGAUGACACAGAGCCCCACAGAGCUGGGACAACUGAAACGGAGAGGGAGGCCUCCCAGUAAGUUCUUCAAGCAGAUGGAGCAGCGUUAUCUAACCCAGCUGACAGCCCAGCCUGUGCCCCCUGAGAUGCGCUCGGGCUGGUGGUGGAUCCGGGAUCCUGACGUGGUGGACGCCACGCUGAAGGCCCUGCACCCCCGCGGCAUCCGCGAGAAGGCACUCCACAAGCACCUCAGCAAGCACAGGGACUUCCUGCAGGAGGUCUGCCUGCGGCCCUCAGCCGACUCCAUCUUUGAGCCCUGCCAGCUGCCUGCCUUGCAAGAAGGGAUUCUCAGCUGGUCCCCCACAGAGAAGACCUAUGAGACAGACUUAGCCGUGCUUCAGUGGGUGGAGGAGCUAGAGCGGCGAGUCGUCCUGUCGGAUCUGCAGAUUCGGGGCUGGACAUGCCCGAGCCCAGACUCGACCCGUGAGGACUUGGCCUACUGCGAGCACCUGCCUGACUCCCAAGAGGAUAUCACAUGGAGGGGGAGGGGCAGGGAAGGACUGGUACCGCAGCGUAAAGCCACCAACCCGCUGGACCUGGCCGUGACACGGCUGGCCGCCCUGGAGCAGAACGUGGAGCGGCGCUACCUGCGGGAGCCUCUCUGGCCGGCGCAUGAGGUGGUGCUGGAGAAGGCCCUGCUCAGCGCACCCAAUGGUGCCCCUGAGGGCACCGCCACAGAGAUAUCGUACGAGAUCACCCCUCGCAUUCGGGUGUGGCGCCAGACGCUUGAGCGGUGCCGGAGCGCAGCGCAGGUGUGCCUGUGCCUGGCCCAGCUGGAGCGCUCCAUUGCCUGGGAGAAGUCUGUCAACAAAGUGACCUGUCUAGUUUGCCGGAAGGGUGACAACGAUGAGUUUCUUCUGCUUUGUGAUGGGUGUGACCGUGGCUGCCACAUUUACUGCCAUCGGCCCAAGAUGGAAGCUGUCCCAGAAGGAGACUGGUUCUGUGCUGUCUGUCUGGCCCAGCAGGUGGCGGAGGAAUUCACUCAGAAGCCUGGUUUCCCAAAGCGAGGCCAGAAGCGGAAAAGCAGUUACCCGCUGAGCUUCUCCGAGGGGGAUGGCCGCCGGCGCCGGGUGCUGUCCCGGGGCCGAGAGAGCCCUGCGGUGCCUCAGCUCUCAGAAGAGGGGCUGUCUCCGUGCAAGCGGCGGCGGCUGUCAAUGCGGAACCACCACAGCGAUCUCACGUUUUGCGAGAUUAUCCUGAUGGAGAUGGAGUCCCAUGAUGCAGCCUGGCCGUUCCUGGAGCCUGUGAACCCUCGCUUGGUCAGUGGGUACCGGCGCAUCAUCAAAAACCCUAUGGACUUUUCUACCAUGCGGGAGCGACUGCUCCGGGGCGGGUACACCAGCUCCGAGGAGUUUGCUGCAGACGCCCUCCUGGUCUUUGACAACUGCCAGACCUUCAACGAGGACGACUCUGAAGUGGGCAAGGCCGGGCACAUCAUGCGCCGCUUCUUUGAGAGCCGCUGGGAGGAGUUUUAUCAGGGAAAACAGGCCAAUCUGUGAGGCGAGGGAGGCGGGGUGGCCCCGCCCACCUUCCAAACAAACAAACCUGCCAUUCUCAACUGCUGAUGCUGCCCUGGGUCAGGCUAAGUCAGAUAAUCCUGAUUUUGGACCCUGCCCACGGCAGCACCCACAUCCUCUUACCCCGCACCCAUCUCCCUUCCUCCUCCUGCUCCUCAGAUAAGAGGGGCAGAGGUGAGGUCCUUCUGGACUGAAAGCCAAAAAAAGAAAAAUAAUUUCUCCUUUCUGUUUAUUUCCUACUUAAACAUGGGAGGGGGAGAGAAGGCCCCGCUUCCUCCUCCUGGCCCCACCCCCUCCCUGUACGCGCCCCAGCAUCCUGGGGCUAUUUAACAAUAGCAAUAGUUCUAGUGAAUGUGUGAAACCGAGAAACACUCUGUACUGUGUGCGGACCCGCAGUGACGGCCAGUAAGUGGACUUACUCCCAGUGUGUCGAGCCGGACCCCGGGCCCUGGACAUGCUGCUUCCAUGUUCAGUCUUUUCCUGCUCCUCACUUGCUCUCGAGUUUUUCUUUUCCUUCCCCUCUGCCCUCCAUUUUUCAAAUUUUCUCUCGUCCAAUAAUGGAAAACUAUCGUGUACGGGUUCUUCCCCUCCUCUCUCCCACUUCUUACCCUGCAAAGGAAAAAAGAAAAGUUCGGAGGCCCCCGUCUUUCUGUCCUCUUCCUGCCGUGGCUGUCCUCCACGCUGAGUUUCCAGCCUUCUCUGAAACUCGGCAGCUGGGAGAGGGGCGGCGGCGCCUGGGCUUUCCCGCCUCCUCCCCAAACCUCCCGCUCGGGAACUCCUCAGGGACAAGUACUGCUGAGUUUGGGCACACCCCAAGAUGAAGGCCAGAGAGCAGUUAACUGGCCUCAGAGCGAGUGCUGAGAGUGUGUGUGUGUGUGUGUGUGUGAGUGUGUGAGAGAUGGGGGGAAGGAGGGGAUGCUGUGACUGCUGGGAUCCCAUUCAGUUUCCCCAGAUACCUGUUUUUAUCCCUUUUCCCGUCGUCUCAAACUAUUGUUUGUUUUCUUUGUCUUUGGGAAACCACAGGAACAAGCGCUCUGGGGACAAGGCUGUUUCCCUCCUCUCUCCUGGUCCCUCUGUUCCAGCCUCUUCAAACUGUGCAAUCUUUCAGCAGGAGCUCCCUCCUCAGAGGCUUUGAGUUUUAAGCUUUUGCAGGGAGAGGGCUAGAACUGGAUCUUUCCAAAAUCUCUUGAGCUUCUGUGGGUUUAGUUGUGCUUUCUGCCCCAUCCCCCAGCAGCAGAGCCCCCGGAGCACAGGAGAGGGCAGGGGGAAGCCCUGGGUCUACCACUGCCCCGCAGGGCCAGUGCCCAAGUUAAGCCCCCAGCAGGUGAGAGGAAAGCGCCUAAGUGCACGUGAUAGCCAUGGGCCCCGGCCGGCCCCCCGCUUUCCUGCUCAGCAGAGCGCCUCCCGUCGGAGAUUACGGGUACUUGCACUGGGGAGGCCGCUGCUCCCUUGGUGGGGGAGGGUGCCGGGCGGGGCAGUGUGGGCUCAGGCAGCCCCUCCCUCUCCUGUAUGUCCCUUCUCCCCCAUAGCCUAUUUCUAAAGUCGCCUUUUCUGUCAGAUAGACCUCAAAACUUUUAACUUUAUUUGAAAUUUUUGUUUUUUGCUUUUAAAUAAGAGGUGGAUUGAAGAAUAUUUGAAUUGACUUUAUAUUAUGCAUAAAUAUUUAUAUUUUAUCUAAGUAACUGCGCUGUAACAGACUUUGUGUUGGCCAGCUGUUUGGGCUGUUGGAGCGGGGGCUCCUCCACCCAGGCUUCCCCGGCGGCGCCGCGCCAGCCCGCUCUCCUCGCAGGGGAGGGGAGGCGGAGGGCCUGGCGGCUCCGGCUCUGUGUCCCCCCCCCCCCCCCGCCCACCUCUUUCCCUAGGGACCAGGCACUCUUCAGGUGGGGGGGGUUCCUCACCUCAGGUUUGAAGGGGGUGGGGAGCGGGGAUGAUCACAGGGGCCAUUUCUCAGUUCUCUUUCCUCAUCCUUACCACCCCUUGAGCUAGGUGGGUUUUCUCUUCUUGACGAUAAGGAGUAUUCGGUAGGGAAGACAGGUGAAAAAGACAAGCCACCCUGCCCUCUGUUUCCCCUCCCCCAUCAGUCUGGUAACAGGAAGAAACCACACCAUCGACACCAACAAGUUUCCACGUUCCUUUUACAACAAAAGGGACUGACUUUUUAUAUAACCAAAUGUGGUGUUUUAGUGACUUUUUGAUAAUGUACAGUUUUUUGUGAAUUUAAAUUUAUUUCUUUCUAUAUUUUUAGGACCAAUCUCAUUUUUAAUAAGGUUAAAAAAGGAAAAAAAAAGUCUAGAGAAAGACUCCUGUUUUUGCCAUGUGAUGUUCCACAAGUGCAGCUGUAGAAAGUGCUUGUCAGUUGAAUAAAAACCACAUUUGAUAGAGA
Messenger RNA from Lepus europaeus (European hare), 8334 nucleotides. It is a transcript of the gene BAZ2A, whose product is annotated as bromodomain adjacent to zinc finger domain 2A. The record is from RefSeq and is a predicted model, not a curated record. The coding region runs from base 276 to 5933 and encodes 1885 amino acids. The transcript is spliced from 30 exons. NCBI's taxonomy places the organism in Eukaryota, Metazoa, Chordata, Mammalia, Lagomorpha, Leporidae. Gene Ontology annotation, molecular function: protein binding; DNA binding. Gene Ontology annotation, cellular component: rDNA heterochromatin.